CAUUGUAACGCUAAGGUGGACAAUACCUUAAAACUAGUAAAGGGGAAAAUCACAAUUUAUCUUCAAAGAAUUGAGCUCUCCUUGACGAUCCUCGUGAUAACAAAAGAAACAUUCUCUUUUUUUUUUUAAUGAAAGAAAACUGGGUUGUAUUAAUAAAAUAAACAGAAUCUUAAAACAAAAUCAGCCCGUUUGGCCAUGAAAGGCCUGUCAGACUUUGCAAAACAAAAAAUAAUAAAAAACAUGAAAAGGCAACCCAGCAUUAAUGAGCUGUUAUUUCCUAUAAGUAUUUACAGCUCCAGGAGAAGAACAAAAGAAUAGUAACCAUUAAGCUUUCUUCUUCAAAUCAUAAACCUGUUGGAAUCUUCACCCCCAACCCGAUCAAUUUCUGCCUCUGUGACUCCCUCAUCACCUGGUCCAUGAGUAAGAUCCCUUCCUAAGAUAACCGCCUGUAAACAUGCAACGGCCUCAGCUGCAAACCCCGUAGGUCCACUGCUGCAUCGAAGUUGAUUUUGUAGAAACGUUGAAUCGGGGGCCUCCAUUCUACACUUAUCGGGCUAAAGCCGACCAGAUAGCCCAGAUGGUGCGAAGAAAGUAUCGACAGAUAUCAGUACUGCUGUUUUGCACGAACCAGGCAGAGAAGUAAUAUAACUUUGUGAGCCAUGGAGCCAGUUGACAUGGAGGAGGAUAUUUCUCAACUACUCCCUGCUGAUCCUCUCCCUUUUGCCAGAAGCUACCAGCUUGAAGCAUUAGAGAAAGCUAUCAAGCAAAACACAAUAACUUACUUGGAAACUGGAUCUGGCAAGACAAUGAUCGCCAUCAUGCUUCUCCGCAGCUAUGCUUAUCUUAUCCGCAAGCCCUCACCCUUUUUCGCUGUGUUCUUGGUUCCCAAAGUUGUUCUGGUGAAACAACAAGCUGAUGCUGUGGAAAUGCAUACGGACUUGAAUGUUGGAAAGUAUUGGGGAGAUAUGCAGGUCGACUUUUGGGAUGGGGAGAAGUGGAAACAAGAAAUAGAUAAAUAUGAGGUGCUUGUGAUGACACCUCAAAUUUUACUUGAUGGAUUGAGGCAUAGCUUCUUCAAGAUAAACAUGAUAAAGGUUUUGAUAAUUGAUGAAUGCCAUCAUGCCCGAGGAAAGCAUCCUUAUGCCUCUAUUAUGAGAGAAUUCUAUCAUCGCCCGUUAGAAGCUGGUGCAUCUAAUCUUCCUAGGAUUUUUGGGAUGACUGCUUCUCCUAUAAAUUCAAAAGGGGCAAACUCUGCUGAUAGCUAUUGGCAGAAGAUCCAUGAAUUGGAGACUAUUAUGAACUCAAAGGUGUAUACAUGUGUAAGUGCAUCAGUGCUUGCUCAGUUUGUUCCAUUUGCGACUCCAAAGUUCAAGUUUUACCAACAUAUGGCAAUUCCAAAUGUUUUAUAUUCACACUUGGUAGAGGAAUUGACUGUUUUGAAAGUAAAGCAUGAAUGUUCGUUGGAUAAUUUGGAUCUUGAAGCUUCUGCAGCAGAAUCUACAAGAAAGAAACUAUCAAAGAUACAUUCAGCUUUAAUACAUUGUUUAUAUGAGCUUGGUGCUUGGUUGGCUCUGAAGGCUGCAGAGUGCUUUUCAUGUUAUGAAAGUGAGCUUCUUAUGUGGGGGAAAUUGGAUGUCUUUGGCGAGAAAAUUAUUAGGAGCUACAGCGUGGAUGCUUUUCGUGCAAUUGAAACAUGCAUGCCAUCUGGUCUGGAUUGGACCAUAGCUAAUGAUGUUAAAGGCAGUGUGGCUGCUGGGUUUCUUACCACAAAAGUUUUAUGCCUUAUUGAAUCUUUAUUCGAAUACAGGGUGUUGAAGGACAUAAGAUGUAUAAUUUUUGUUGAGAGGGUUAUAACAGCUGUUGUGCUACAAUCGCUAUUCAGUGAAUUGCUUCCCAGGUACAGUAAUUGGAAGACUAAGUACAUUGCGGGAAAUAACUCUGGAUUGCAGAAUCAGACAAGGAAAAAACAAAAUGAAAUUGUAGAAGAAUUCCGCAAAGGCAUGGUUAACAUAAUCGUUGCAACUUCAAUUCUUGAAGAAGGCUUGGAUGUUCAAUCAUGCAACCUAAUUAUCAGAUUUGAUCCUUCACCAACAAUUUGUAGUUUCAUACAGUCUCGAGGACGUGCUAGAAUGCAGAACUCAGAUUAUCUAUUAAUGCUGAAGAGCGGGGAUUUUUCUACACAUUCUCGACUGAAGAACUAUCUUACUAGUGGAGAUGUAAUGAGAAAGGAAUCUUUAUGCCAUGCAUCAUAUCCUUGUUCUGCUCUUUGUGAGGGCUUAGAUGAUGAAGAGUUUUACCAUGUUGCGAGUACAGGGGCAUGUAUGACUCUUAGUUCUAGUGUUGGUCUAAUGUACUUCUAUUGCUCACGUCUCCCUGCAGAUGGGUAUUUUAAACCUAUUCCGAGGUGUGUUAUAGACAAGCAAAUGGGGCUUUGCACCCUCCUUCUACCCAAGAGUUGCCCUAUACAAACUUUUUGUGUUCAGGGUGAUAUAAAAAACAUAAAGAAAAAAGCAUGCUUUGAAGCAUGCAAGAAACUCCAUCAAAUUGGUGCUUUAACAGACAAUCUUGUUCCUGAUAUUGUUUUUGAAGAACAUGAUGUGGAAGAAAUUGAAAAGGAGCCCUAUAAUGAUGAUCAACCUAUUUUCUUUCCACCUGAACUAGUAAAUAAGGGUUCACUGGACUCCAUGACAAAGUACUACUGCUACUUAAUGGAGUUGAAGCGGAACUUUGAUUAUGAGGUUCCUGUUCAUAACAUCAUGCUUCUUGUCAGGAAUCAGUUUGACAUGGAUGAAAAAAGUGUGAAUAUUGAAUUAGAAGUUGACAGGGGCACAUUAACAGUUAACAUGAAAUAUAUUGGACUAAUACGUCUUAAUUCUGACCAGGUUAUCUUAUGUAGAAGGUUUCAGCUUGCAGUUUUUCAAGUACUUAUGGAUCGUAAAGCUGAAAAGUUGGCAGAGGUGUUAUGUGACCAUACCUUGGGGAAUAAUUCUGAAAUUGAUUAUCUACUCCUCCCAUCAAAUUAUGUGGGCCAGAGUCCUCUGAUUGAUUGGUUGUCAGUUACUUCUGUCACAUUUUCUUAUGAAAAGGCCUGCAAGAAUCAUGUGAACUGCAAUGCUGAUAUGAUACAGAUCAAAAGCGGUCUGGUGUGCACUUGCAUGAUCCAAAAUUCUUUGGUCUCUACUCCUCAUAAUGGUCAUGCUUAUAUUAUCAGUGGUCUUUUAACUAAUAUAAAUGCAAAUUCACUUUUGAGGUUGAGUGAUGGACGCGUAAUGACUUACAAGGAGUUUUAUGAAAAACGCCACGGUAUCAAUUUAUGUUAUAGUCAAGUCUCUUUCCUUGCUGGGCGACAUAUUUUCCCGGUGCAAAAUCACAUUCAAAGGUGCAGAAAACAGAAAGAGAAAGAAUCAAGUAACUCAUUCGUAGAAUUGCCUCCUGAGCUUUGUUGUGUAGUAAUGUCUCCCAUAUCGAUCAGCACAUUUUAUUCUUUCACAUUUCUUCCAUCAAUCAUGCAUCGACUCGAGUCUUUGCUCCUUGCUACCAGCUUGAAAAAGAUGCAUUUGGAUCAUUGCGUGCAAAAUGUUGCCAUUCCAACCAUGAAGGUUUUGGAGGCAAUUACUACCAAAAAGUGCCUAGAAAACUUUCAUUUGGAAUCACUAGAGACUCUUGGUGACUCUUUCUUGAAGUAUGCUGUUUGUCAACAGCUUUUCAAAAAAUAUCAAAAUCAUCACGAGGGCCUUCUUAGUAUUAGGAAGGAAAAAAUUAUUUCAAAUACAGCUCUGUCCAUGCUAGGAUGUGACAAGAAACUUCCGGGGUUUAUCCAUGAUGAGCCUUUCGAUCCCAAAGACUGGAUGAUUCCUGGAUAUAAUUGUGGAAGUUACUCAUUAAAUGAGGAAACACUGUGUAAUGCAAAAAAAAUAUAUGUUAGAGGAAGAAGAAAGCUGAAGUUUAAGAAGGUUGCUGAUGUUGUUGAGGCACUUAUUGGUGCAUACCUUAGCACGGGAGGCGAAGCAGCUGGAUUACUAUUUUUGGAUUGGAUCGGUAUAAGUAUUAAUUUCACAAAUAUACCAUAUGAAAGACAUUUUAAAGUGCGGGCCGAGAAGUUUGUUAAUGUCCAGCACUUUGAGUCCCUUCUACACUAUUCAUUCCAAGACCCUUCUUUGUUGGUGGAAGCAUUAACCCAUGGUUCUUAUAUGCUUGCUGAAAUUCCAGGAUGUUAUCAGCGGCUGGAAUUUCUAGGGGACUCCGUUUUAGAUUAUCUUAUUACUCUGCAUUUAUAUAAUAAAUAUCCUGGGAUCACGCCAGGAUUAUUAACGGAUCUUAGGUCAGCAUCUGUUAACAACAAUUGCUAUGCAUUAUCAGCUGUAAAGGCUGGAUUUCAUAAGCACAUUCUCCAAAGUUCACAGAAGCUUUACAAGGAUAUAAAAGAAAUCGUUGAAAGUUUUCAGGAAUUAUCGUUGGAAUACACUUUCGGCUGGGAAUCUGAAAAAUCUUUCCCCAAGGUACUCGGUGACGUGAUGGAGUCACUUGCUGGAGCUAUUUUUGUUGAUUCAGGAUACAAUAAGGAAAUCGUAUUCCAGAGUAUAAGGCCACUGUUGGAGCCCAUGAUUACUCCGGAGACUCUGACGGUUCACCCUGUCAAAGAGCUAUAUGAGCUGUGUCAAAAGGAGCAUUAUGAACUAAGAAAACCCAUUGUUUCACAUGAGGAUGGUAUUUCUUCUAUUACGAUAGAGGUUGAAGCAAAUGGGAAGGUAUUCAAGCGCACAUCCACAGCUUGUGAUAAGAAGAUGGCCAAGAAACUGGCUUUCAAAGAAGUUUUGAAGUCUCUAAAGGGAGCAAAUUUCAGCUAGAUUUUGCGUUUGACUUGAGCGGAGAUUGAACAUAUUGCCUUGCAGUAGCUUUAGCAAAGCUUGAAAACAUAGGUGACUGAUGUUCAUUAAAUUAACUAUAAUUAUGACAGAGGUAAGUGCACUUAUUAAAUAAUAGUAUAAUUAUGGUAA
Messenger RNA from Gossypium arboreum, 4997 nucleotides. Its product is annotated as endoribonuclease Dicer homolog 2-like. The transcript has 26 exons. Gene Ontology annotation, molecular function: DNA binding; ATP binding; ribonuclease III activity. NCBI's taxonomy places the organism in Eukaryota, Viridiplantae, Streptophyta, Magnoliopsida, Malvales, Malvaceae. The record is from RefSeq and is a predicted model, not a curated record. Gene Ontology annotation, biological process: siRNA processing. Bases 660 to 4847 code for a protein of 1395 amino acids. Gene Ontology annotation, cellular component: cytoplasm; nucleus.